Messenger RNA from Heteronotia binoei (common prickly gecko), 1153 nucleotides. RefSeq names its product NK6 homeobox 3 (gene NKX6-3). The transcript is spliced from 3 exons. Gene Ontology annotation, cellular component: nucleus. The coding region runs from base 62 to 838 and encodes 258 amino acids. Gene Ontology annotation, molecular function: RNA polymerase II cis-regulatory region sequence-specific DNA binding; DNA-binding transcription factor activity, RNA polymerase II-specific. Lineage: Eukaryota; Metazoa; Chordata; Lepidosauria; Squamata; Gekkonidae. The record is from RefSeq and is a predicted model, not a curated record. Gene Ontology annotation, biological process: cell differentiation; regulation of transcription by RNA polymerase II.
GAGGCAGUGUGGUUGGACACUCAUUCUCACUUAGACCCAUUUCCCAGCAAGCAGCAAAACCAUGGACUCCAACCUACAGGGAACCUUCCUACUCAACAACCAUUCUCUGCCCCCUUUCCCAGAGGUGAAAGCCCCCAUGUGCCAGUAUUCUGUGCAAAACUCCUUCUACAAGCUCAGUCCGCCGGGACUCAGCACCCAGCUGGCGGCUGGCACCCCGCACGGCAUCAGCGAUAUCCUAAGCAGACCCAUUGCUCCACCGAACAGCCUCCUCUCGGGGUACUCCCACGUCAGCGGAUUCAAUGGACUGGGCACCCAAAGUAUCUACUAUGGGUCCCAAGUGGGGAACUUCUCCAAAGCAGGGAGUGAAUACUCAGCCCGGGGCAGGAGCUACUGGGCAGACACAGGACAGGACUGGCACGGAGGUCGACCAUGUGGGAACCCCACAGGGCACAUGGGGGAUGGCCUCCACAAGAAGAAGCACACGCGGCCAACCUUCACGGGCCACCAGAUCUUUGCACUGGAGAAAACCUUUGAGCAGACCAAAUACUUGGCUGGGCCUGAGCGGGCACGACUGGCAUAUUCCCUUGGCAUGAGUGAAUCCCAGGUGAAGGUGUGGUUCCAGAACCGACGCACCAAAUGGAGGAAGAAGAGUGCCCUGGAGCCUUCAUCAUCCUCUCCCCAGGCAGGGGCUGGACCGGGCGAGCGUUCCAUCUCUGAUGAGGAUGAUGAAUAUAACAAGCCCCUGGACCCUGACUCGGAUGAUGAGAAGAUCCGUCUCCUCCUGCGCAAACAUCGGGCGGCCUUCUCUGUCGUAGGCCUUGGUUCUCACAGUGGCUGAGGGAGUCCUUUGCUGGUAGGGGAGAUACUUGUAGCCCAAAGUGGGUGGAGGCUGGAUCGGCAAGCUGGACUUGAGGGAUUCAUGAUGGGGGGGGAGGGCUGUUGCAGCCUGGACCCCUCAAGAGGCCCAUCCCAAAAGGAGGAGAAGCCACAACUCCCAGUUAGGGUUGUCAGCUCCCAAUUUGACUGCAUGCAGGUCUGAGGGUGAAGACAAAGGAAACAUUUUAACAGUGGGCACAGCAGGUCUUUUGGGCACAGUGUGAUCCUGGUCUCACAACUUGCCUUAAGUGUACACUCCAGCAAGUCCACUGUCAGU